Molecule: messenger RNA, 2261 nt
Organism: Saccostrea cuccullata (small rock oyster)
Lineage: Eukaryota; Metazoa; Mollusca; Bivalvia; Ostreida; Ostreidae
Exons: 7
Coding region: 90-1514 (474 amino acids)
Source: RefSeq, a predicted model, not a curated record
AAAUAUUUGUGUCAAUAACUAAAUGUAUUCAAAACAAAUCAACUUUGUCAGCGAGAAGAAGAAUUUAAAAGUGGACGCAGAUUUGAAGAAUGAUUUCAGUAUUGAACCGAUUUGUUGGCUUCUUCGUGUGGAUUAUCGGUUUUAACGUCUUCUACAAUACCACCUCAAGUGUUACAAAUUCAAAACAUACGUGUGCCCUUCCUUGGAAAAGAAAUUUUGGAUUUACAACCAAUGCAACAGAUGAGACCGGAAGAUUUUUCGACGGAUUGAGAACUAUAAUCACGGGUUUUUUAUAUAGUCAUGAAGAAGAUGAAAGUUUGAAAAUUCAUCUUGACAAAUGUUCCAAAGAUAUCAACUGUAAACUUUCUACUGUCCUAGACAAAAACAAAAAAGGUGUGAUGUUUCUUUGCAUAUUGGUAGAGAGAUCGGAAGUUUGUUACAUAUCCAAUUGUUCGUGUCAAAAAAAGCAAGGAAAACGAGAAAUUCAGUCAAUAAUUUUUCAGCAUGCGACUAAAGGUGUAGAUAGAAUUGGUGAUCGGGAUAUUGAUGAUCUACGUUGUGAGCUCAGAAAAUCAACAAAGCAAUAUUUACAAUAUAAAACAGUCAGCAGAUUCAACCAAAAUGUGAUCUGUACAAACGGUGUCACACAAAGUGGUUUCAAGGAGGAAAAUACUUCAGUCAAAGAGGAAUGUUUAUGCAAAAAUCGAAAAAAUAGAGAUACUAACAUGGGUAUGAACGUUCUCUUUUUCUUCGGCGGAGCACUGUUGGGAUUGUUCUUUGGAAUAGGUGUCACUGUAGCAUAUUUUAAAAGAAAAUCUAAAAAACCAAGAAUUUUAUCGGUUCGUAACAUGGUAUAUAAUCGGGAAAGGACAGACGACGAAGAAAUCACUUUCAAGGAAAUUACUGAAUAUUCUGAAAUCACUAACAAUUAUAGUAAUAUUGAAGAAGAAGAAACACUGUUGGAAGGAAAGAGAAUGAAAAAUGCUUGCAAUCAAGAUAGAGAUGGGUGUAUUAAUCAACAUGGUAAAACGCAUGUUGUACAAUCCAUGACUGUGAAAGAAAGCCUUAGCAGCCCAAGCUUUGUGGAAAAUUCACAUCCACUACAAUCUGCUGAAGCUUUAAAAAGGGAAGAAUAUUUGGAACCUACCACUCACCAUUAUUACACGCAAUGUCAGGUGGAUAGCAAUCUUUUCAAAAUUGAGAAAAAGGAAGACGAAGGUUGCGCAGGAGGGAAAGAAAACCAUCAUGUCAAUGAAAAGGAUUGUGCAAAUCUAGUUGGUCCUCGUGACGAAAAUGUUGAUCAUUACACGAUCUUGAUCGAGAAUUCCACAGAAAAUCGUGAAAUCUUUUUACCAAAAGAAACAAAUCAUAGAUCUUCAAACCUGUGCAAUGUUAGCGAUGAUUAUAGUGAGGAGGAACCACCAUACUAUGUUUUACGCACAACUCAGACAAAUCAACCCGUAUAUACCAAUACAUGUAUUGCAAGCAGCGACCAGGAAAUUAUUCAAACAUAAUCCCUGAAAAAAAAAGCUUCUCCCAAAAGUAGAAGAUUGAUUAAGGGUUUGAAUUAAUUGCUUUUUUAUUCAUAGAAGCUAAUGUGUUUUUUUUUUACUUUUCAUAAUUCGUUUUAGCCACUGGAGCAACUUUCAACAAAAUAACCGUGGAUUUUUCUGUUCAUGUGGAUGCAAACAAUGCAUACUUCUUUCUCAUGUCAAUGUUGCAUGUAUAGGGCAAGUAGAAACAGCAUUGGUUGUUCAGGACCAAAAUACUCAUGGGGAAAAUGGGUAUUUUGCAAUGAUCACUACAUGUUUAAUUAAGUCAUCAUUCAUAUCAUGAAUAGACACUGUCUUCCCUUCUAAUCCUUAGACUCUAAAUCUUAAAAAAGAGAAAAAACUAUUCACAAAAUAAUUAUUGUAAUAUUAUUGAAAUAAGAGAAAAGCAAAUACUAUUUUGUUGUAAAUAAUAUAUUUUGAUUUCUUGUAUUUUGAAAAAUAAAAACAUUCAUUAUGACUGCAUAAAUUAUAUUCCUAAACAUAUGGGUAAAAUGUUCAUGCUAACAUUCAUGAUUUGUCUUAUUCAAAAGGGAAAUGUAAUAUAGGAUUCAAUUAGCAUCCGGCAUUUAGUAGAUCCCGAUUUAAGUCACUACUUUCGCAUAAAUAUAUUUCAAGAGAGGUUUUUAUGUACUAGUAUUUUAUUCUUAUCCUGCAACUUACACAUGCAUUGGCUAUAUUAAUAAUGCAAAUUUAUAUAUGUUGAGAUGU